Xenopus laevis (African clawed frog) is the source of this 17220-nucleotide messenger RNA. It is a transcript of the gene eppk1.S, whose product is annotated as epiplakin 1 S homeolog. NCBI's taxonomy places the organism in Eukaryota, Metazoa, Chordata, Amphibia, Anura, Pipidae. Gene Ontology annotation, cellular component: membrane; keratin filament; anchoring junction. The transcript has 2 exons. Gene Ontology annotation, biological process: intermediate filament cytoskeleton organization; wound healing; intermediate filament bundle assembly. Gene Ontology annotation, molecular function: keratin filament binding; structural molecule activity. The record is from RefSeq and is a predicted model, not a curated record. Bases 215 to 15202 code for a protein of 4995 amino acids.
UUCCCCGGGCGCAGAGAGGAGCGAGUCGUGAGGAACUCGGGACACGGGGAGCAGCGACACCCCAAUUCCCCCGCUGUCACUUCUGCCACCAGCCCCGACUGUCAACUCACAACUGUCACUUCAAUCAACUGUAUCAGCUGCACCGCCAGACACAGAACGUUCUGUGUUUUGGGAACUUGGGAAGACGGGAGAAGAAAAAGUCAAUUAUUGCAACAUGGAGCACAAAAAGAGUCGCACUGUGACACAUUCUGUAGUCACUCGCACAGUCGUGCACUCAACGGGCAAUAUGGAAACAAGAGUGGUCCAAAGCCAAGAGACCUCCCAAAGUUCACAUUCUGCCGAGAGCCAAGAGGAGUUACUGGCUACUGAGCCCACCAAGGUCUCACAAAGCAUUGCUGGCUUCUUUGUGGAGAAAACCAAUGAGAAGAUCAGUAUAUUCCAAGCCCUGCAUGAUAAACUGGUGCCAGGUGAAGUGGCAUUGCCAAUGCUGGAAGCCCAGGCCGCCACUGGCAAUAUCCUUGAUCCAAAGAGCAACCAAAAACUGACAGUGGAGGCGGCCAUCAAUCAGGGAAUAGUUGCCCCGGAAUUUCAAGAAAAACUGCUUUUUGCGACAAAGGCAGUGACAGUGUACAAGGACAAGGAUCAAAUGUUGUCACUGUUUCAAGCAUUUAAGAAAGGCCAAGUCAGUCAACUGAAUGUGGUACAACUGCUGGGGGCUCAACUGGCCACUGGUGGUAUCAUGGAUCCUACAAAUGGUCAGCGUGUGUCUUUGGAAGAGGCCGUUAAACGAAAUCUCCUUGAUGAAGAAAUGUCUAAAAUGUUCUCUAAAAACAGCGACUCAGUCAGGUGCUAUCUAGACCCCAAUACACAAGAAACUGCAACAUAUGAGCAGCUUUUGGCCAAAUGCACCACCGAUACUAAGACAGGGUUACUCCUUCUACCCCUGCAGGAAACCCUUCAAGGGCUAAGGAAGCCUGUGACUGCAGAACAACUGCUGAAGGCCAAUAUUAUCAGCCAGGCUUUGUAUGACGAUAUCAGGCAAGGCAAGGAAAGUUUAGAAGGUGUUGGGGAGCGCCAUGAAGUCAAGCAGUGCCUGAGAGGAUUGGGGAGCAUUGGUGGAAUUUAUGUAGAGAGCACCAAAGAGAAAAUCAGCAUCUACCAAGCCAUGAAGAAGAACAUUCUCCCACCAGAUGUGGCAACUGCUCUGCUGGAAGCACAAGCUGCUUCAGGCUUUAUAAUAGAUCCAGUGAGCAACAGAACCUUCACUGUUACAGAAGCCAUCAAGGAGGAGUUAAUUGGACUUGAACUGAAAGAGAAACUACUCUCUGCUGAAAGAUCCAUGACUGGAUUUAAUGACCCAUACACCAACAGCAGGAUCUCUCUGUUCCAAGCCAUCAAGAAAGAACUUAUUGACAAGAACCAAGGCAUGAAUCUGCUACAAGUCCAGAUAGCCACAGGGGGUAUCAUUGAUCCGAUUAACAGCUUCUAUGUUCCCAUGGAAGUUGCUUACCAGCGAGGAUUGCUUGAUGAGGAGAUCACUCAUCUCUUAUCAGAUCCUCUUAAUGGCCCCAAAGGUUUCUUGGAUCCGAACACCAAUGAUAUUGUAACUUAUGCAGAAUUAAAGGGAAGAUGCACUGUGGAUCUGGAAACUAAACUCUUUUUUCUCCCUUUAAAACUCACAUUCCAAGGGAUAAGAGGCAAAGUUACUGUUGAUGAACUGGUGGACUCUCUGAUAAUUGAUAAAGAAACGCUUGAAGACCUACAGCAGGAAAGAACAUCUGCCAAAGAAGUUGCUGAUCGUGAGUUGGUGAGACAAUAUCUUGAAGGCACUGGUUGCAUCACAGGUGUGGUCCUAGUAUCUUCCAGUGAGACAAAGAGUAUAUAUCAAGCCAUGGAAGAACAUUAUCUUGUGUCAGGAACUGCCAUCGCUCUUCUGGAAGCCCAGGCAGCCACAGGGUUUUUGAUGGACCCCGUCAAAAACGUAAAGUUUUCUGUUGAUGAAGCUGUGAAAAACGGCUUGGUUGGGCCAGAACUUCAUGAAAAACUCCUUUCUGCUGAGAAAGCUACAACAGGGUACAGAGAUCCUUAUAAUGGACAGACAAUUUCCCUCUUCCAAGCUAUGAAAAAGGGGUUUGUAGGAAGACAACAUGGUAUUCAACUCCUGGAAGUGCAGGUGGCCACUGGUGGCAUCAUAGACCCACUACACAAACACCGUGUCCCAAAUGAGAUAGCUUACAAGCGAGGCUUUUUUGAUGAUGAAAUGAACAAGAGUAUAUCAGCCAUGAAGGAUGAAUCAAAGGGAUUUUUUGAUCCAAACUCAGAAAUAAAUCUGAGUUAUGGAGAAAUGUUGCACGAGUGUCUUGUUGAUCUCGUUACAGGCCUAUAUCUUCUUCCAAUCUUUGAUAAGACUCUACAAGCAUGCACACUUCCAAAUACUCUAACAGACUACCAAACAAAAAUGACCCUAAAAGCAGCUAAAAUUCCUGUGACUUCUGGGAAAUACAAAGCUCGAAACAUCUCCAUUUGGGAACUGUUAUUCUCAGACUAUUUCACCACCGAGGAAAGAAUUUCAUUAGUUAAUCGGUUUAAAUGCCAGACUGUCACACUGGAUGAGUUAUCCAGCCAGAUCAAUACAAGCAUUCAGCACAUAGUAUCAAGCACCAAAAUCUCCUUUGAAGGGCUUAGGGAGCGCGUGACCCCCGGACAGCUCCUGAAUUCUGAUAUCAUAGACAAGACUUUGUAUGAGAAGCUGGAGCAGGGUGAAGCCUCAGUAAAGGACGUAGUAAAUAUGGACACAGUAAAGAAAUAUCUUCAGGGUACUGGGUGCAUUGGUGGACUGAUUCUUACUGAGACUCAAGAGAAAAUGAGUGUCUAUCAAGCAAAGAGAAAAGCCCUGCUCAGACCAGGGACAUCUCUGAUCCUCCUGGAAGCCCAGGCUGCAACUGGAUUCAUCAUAGACCCUGUGGAGAACAAGAAGUAUUCUGUUGAUGAGGCCCUUAAAGCAAAUGUUAUUGGGCCAGAAUUUUAUGAGAAGCUGCUGUCGGCAGAGAAAUCGGUGACUGGUUAUAAAGAUCCUUACACCGGGGAUACAAUCUCCCUCUUCCAGGCUAUGAACAAAGAACUGAUUGUGAAGGAUCAUGGAAUACGUCUUCUAGAAGCCCAGAUAGCUAGUGGAGGCAUCAUUGAUCCAAUAAACAGCCAUAGGAUUCCAGUGGAGGUUGCUUAUAAACGGGGUUACUUUGACAAAAAAAUGAACCUAAUUCUCUCAGAUCCGAGCGAUGACACCAAAGGAUUCUUUGACCCAAACACCAAUGAAAAUCUCACCUAUUUACAACUGAAAGAGAAGUGCAUUACUGAGCCGCUCACCCACCUCUGCCUCCUUCCUCUGCACAGUAAAAAGAACUUGUUUAGUAUUAAUGACUACGUUAAGGAGUCACUCAGAAAUCUGGACAUUUAUGUAAGAUAUGGAAGAUUCAGGGGACAAACUGUCUCUGCUUGGGUUCUUAUUAACUCUGAGUACUUCAGUGAGUGGAAAAGGAGAUACAUCAUAGAACAGUACAGGCUGCGGAAGAAGACUCUGGAGGAAAUUACCAUUCUGAUUCAAGAGGAAAUGAACAAGUGGGCCGACAUCCGAUUCCCUGCUCUUAGGGGGCAAAUCCAUAUUCACCAUCUUCUGGAGUAUGAGAUCAUUGACAAACAGCUGUUUCAGCAGGUCCUGGAUGGAAAGGUUAAGGCAGAAGAUUUACUGAAAACAGAAAAGGUCCAAAGACAUCUUCAUGGUUCUGAUAUACUUGGUGGCAUUAUCCUUAAACCUUCUAACCAAAGAAUCAGCUUCCUGGAGGCAACAAAGAAAAGAAUUUUGCUCCCCAGUACAGUUCUGCCAAUACUUGAAGCCCAGGCUGCUACUGGCCACAUAAUUGAUCCAACAACUAACCAGAAAUUGACAGUUGAUGAAGCCCUUAAAGCCGGAGUGAUUGAUCCACAGCUUUAUGACAAACUUUUGACUGCUGAAGAAGCUGUAACGGGCUACAAAGAUCCAUUUACAGGAAGACGACUAUCCCUCUACCAGGCCAUGAGGAAAGGACUUGUGGAUGAGAAACAUGCCACCCAGCUUUUAGAUGCCCAGCUGGCCACAGGAGGUAUUAUUGAUCCAGUGACUGCCUUACAUCUCCCAGUUUCUGUAGCCAAUAAACAUGGUUUCUUUAAUGACGAAUUGCAUAAAAGCCUGUCUACAGACACAGUAAAAUCCUACUAUGAUCCUACCGCUAAACAAAUGGUGACUUACUCAGAACUGGUCAGUAGUUCAGAGCAAGAUAAACCCACAGGUAUCCGGUUGUUUCCACUGCCCGAAGACUUUGCUGAGGUUCCCAUGGAUAACAUUUACUCUGAUGAGGAAGUAAAGGAGACAUUCAAAAACACAAGGAUAGAAGAAAGGAACACAACAUUGUGGGUCCUGAUAAAUCAUGGAUACUUUACUGAGGAACAGAGAUCUCAGAUCCUGGAGAGAUACAAACUGAAGAAAGCAACAUUGCAGGAGGUCACUGCUGAGAUUCUGCAAUUUGUCAAGGAUAAUGAAAUCAAAAUGACCACUCACAUCAACUUUGAAGGCCUUCGGGGGAAAGUUCCAGCAAUACGACUGUUGGAUCUGGGCAUUCUAAAUCAGACAGACUUUGAUGAACUUUUGCAAGGGUUGAAGACAAUUGAGGAAGUGUCUAAGAUGGAGAGUGUAAAAAAAUACCUGGAAGGAACUGGCUGCAUCUCUGGGGUCCUUCUACAGUCAACCAAUGAGAAAAUUAGUAUUUAUCAGGCAAUUAAAAGAAACCUCAUCAUGCCUGCCAAUGGGUUACUGUUCUUAGAAGCUCAGGCUGCCACAGGGUUUUUAAUUAAUCCAGUAAAUAACCAGAAAUAUUCAGUGGAUAGUGCUGUUAAGGCUGGGAUAGUGGGACCAGAACUUCAUGAGAAAUUGUUGAUCUCUGAGAGUGCCGUGACAGGGUUCCUUGAUCCCUAUACAGGAAACAAGAUUUCACUGUUGCAAGCCAUUGGCAAAAAUCUACUCCCGCAUAAUGAAGGAGUUCCACUUCUCCAAGCCCAACUUGCAGCUGGAGGAAUUGUUGACCCAAACCACUGCCAUUUUGUCCCAUUGCAAAUGGCUCACAAACUUGGUUUUAUGGAUGAUGAAAUAGACUUGGCCAAAUCAACAAUGAAUCUGAAAGCUUUCUUUGAUCCAAACACCAAAGAGAAUGUGUCGUACAUGGAGCUAAAAGAGAAAUGCUAUAAAGACCCAGAGACAAGUCUCCUAUUAUUACCACUCUCAGAAAGUCCUGCCCUUUAUGCCGAUGAAAACAUUAUUAGUGUGCUGAAAUCUGUUACAGUCACUGUCCAGGAAGGAAGAUUUAAAGGUCAAACUGUCUCUGUUUGGGAACUUCUUAAUUCUGAGUACAUCAACAUAAGCAAAGCAAAGGAGUUGCUAACCUUCUACAAUAAGAGCAGUGCAGAGGCUCUCCAGCUGCUCAUAAAAACAGUCACAACCAUCAUCGAAGAGACAGAGAAAGGAAGCAAAAAGAUACAAUUCAAAGGUCUCCGAAGGCAAGUUUCAGCAAGUGACCUGUUCCUCUCCGAUGUGAUAGACAAACAGACCCUUGAUGACCUUAAUCUUGGGAAGAAAACCAUCACUGAAGUCACAGAGAUGGACAAUGUCAAGUGCUACCUGGAAGGAACAAACUGCAUCGCAGGGGUACUUAUACAGGCCACCAACAAGAAGAUGAGCAUCUAUGAGGCCAUGCUCAAAGGAAUUCUCAGACCUGGAACAGCCCUAGUGCUUUUAGAAGCCCAAGCAGCCACUGGAUUUAUUGUUGACCCUGUAAAAAAUGUGAAACUGUCCGUUGAUGAAGCAUUAGGCUGUGGACUUAUAGGACAGGUGAUCUAUAACAAGUUGCUCUCAGCCGAGCAAGCGGUGACCGGUUACACCGAUCCGCACAAUGAAGAAAAGAUUUCCCUGUUCCAAGCUAUGAACAAGAAACUGAUUGUGGAAAGUCAUGGAAUCCGCCUUCUAGAGGCCCAGAUUGCUACAGGAGGUAUUAUUGAUCCAGUGCACAGUCACCGAAUUCCAGUAGAUAUGGCUUAUAAGCGUGGUUAUUUUAAUGAAGAAAUGAAUGCAAUUCUCUCUGACCCCUCUGAUGACACCAAAGGGUUCUUUGACCCAAACACCCAUGAGAACUUAACAUACCUACAACUGGUUGAAAGAUGCAUCCGAGACCCUGAGACUGGACUGUAUCUCCUGCAAGUUGUGAAGAAGGGAGAGAAUUACUUUUACAUCACUGAUACGGUUAAGGAAGAGUUACGGUCAAAACAUGUGCUGAUGCAUCAUGGAAAUUUCACAAACCAAACAGUAUCCAUCUGGCAAAUUCUUUCUUCUCAGUACAUCACAGAGCUCAAGAGGAGAGAACUUGUAAGGCUGUAUACAGAGGGAGUAAUGACAGAGGAACAUCUCAUAUCCUCAAUAAACAAACUCAUUAUGGACUAUGAGAGCAAAAGUAACAUAUUAAUGUUCAAGGGGAUAAGGGGUGAAGUAUCUGCCACAGAACUAUUUAAUGCAGAGAUAAUUGAUAAAAAGACGCUAGAUGACCUAAGGGCUGGCAAAAAAACAGUGCAGGAUAUAGAACAGUUGGACUAUAUAAAAACAUAUCUGGAGGGGACAAGCUGCAUAGCUGGAUCAUUUGUGUUACCAGACAAUGAAACAGUCAGCAUCUAUGAAGCCAUGAAGAGAGGGAUCCUACCUAAAGAUAUUGGCUUAACACUUCUUGAAGCCCAAGCGGCCACUGGGUUCCUCAUAGAUCCAGUAAAGAAUCAAAGGCUCUUUGUUUCUGAAGCAUUGGCUGCUGGACUCAUUGGUACCGAUGUGCAGAAUGAGCUUGAACUUGCAGAACAGGCAGUUACUGGAUUCACAGAUCCUGUCUCUGGCAAUAAACUCUCACUUUUACAAGCCAUUAGCAAGGGUUUAAUUAAUAAAGACCAUGGCCUUUAUCUGCUGGAGGCCCAGUUGUCCACCGGCGGUGUUAUUGAUCCACUUUCCAGCCACAGAGUUCCUCUAGGUGUGGCAUAUAAGAAAGGGUGUUUGGAUGAAGAUACUUACAUAUUGUUAUCAGAGGGAAAGAAAGCAUUUACUGACCCAAACACCCAUGAAAGGUUAAGUUAUAAAAAUCUGAUGGAAAGGUGCAUGAAGGACACCAAAACUGGACUAUCUUUACUUCAACUAGCGAAAAAGAGGGAUGAUUACUUCUACAUUGAUAAUCCAACCAAAAACAUCCUGACAUCUACCACUUUGAAAAUGCACACUGGAAAAUUCCAGGGCCAAGACAUUUCUCUGUGGGAUAUCUUAUGCUCCAUCUAUGUCUCCGAAGAAAAAAGAAAAGAACUCAUAAAGAAAUACAAAACAGAGACUGCGGCAACUCUUAAAUCCAUGAUAACAACUAUAGUGUCCAUCAUUGAAGAGAAGGAAACCACUCAGAGUGAUAUUUGGUUCCAGGGACUGAGAAAGCAGGUGACAGCCUCUGAAUUGUACAGUGCCGGGAUUAUCAAUAAAGAAACACUAGAGGGGCUCAAGCAGGAGCCGCACACUAUAACAGAUGUAGCUCAAAAUGAAUCCGUGAAGAAAUUUCUUGAAGGAACCAGCUGCAUUGCUGGAUUGCUCGUCCCAUCUGUAGAGAACCCGGCCAAAAAGGUGAAGAUGAACAUUUACAAUGCCAUGUUAAAACGCAUUCUGAGACCAGGAACUGCACUUGUUCUGCUUGAGGCACAAGCAGCCACUGGAUUUAUAAUUGACUCCAUACAAAAUAAGAAACUCGCUGUAGAAGAAGCGUUUGAGGCUGGACUGAUUGGCUAUGAGAUUUAUGAGAAGCUCCUCUGUGCAGAAAAAGCAGUGACUGGCUACACUGAUCCUUACACUGGCAACAAAAUUUCCCUCUUCCAAGCAAUGAAAACAGACUUAAUUGUGAAAGAACAUGGGAUCCGUCUCCUAGAAGCCCAAAUAGCCACAGGGGGCAUUAUUGAUCCAGUGCACAGCCAUCGUGUUCCUGUGGAAGUGGCCUACCAACGUGGAUACUUUGAUGAAGAAAUGAAUCAGAUCCUAUCUGACCCAACUGAUGACACCAAAGGAUUCUUUGAUCCCAAUACCAAUGAGAAUCUAACUUAUAUGCAGUUGAUCAAACGGUGUGUUCAGGAUCCAGAAACAAAGCUGUAUAUGCUAGAGAUAUCUGACAGCAAGUUCUCUCCUGUUAACAAACAAAGCGUGCUACAGCAGAAGACUGUUGAGAUGACAACUGGACUGUUCCAAGGCAGGAAAGUCUCUGUCUGGGAUCUCAUAUAUUCACAGUACAUUUCCACAGAGAAAAGAGAUGAACUUCUAAAGAAAUAUACAUCAGGCACCUUGUCCAUUGAGGAACUCAUGACAGUGGUUAUCAGUAUCAUUUAUGAGAGCGAAGCAACAGUACAACCAACUGAUACCACCGAUGCUGUCCAACAAGAUGAACAAAUCCAAACAUUGUUCCUGUCGGAAAAGGUUGAUGUGACAAUGGGGGAUUUCAAGGGGAAAAGUGUAUCCUUGUGGGAGGUUCUCAAUUCUCACUAUAUCUCUGAGGAUAAAAGAAAAGAACUAAUGGACAAAAUGAAAUUGGGAAGCAUAACCAUAGAAGAGAUCAUUGCCAUUGUCAUCACUAUCAUCACCAAAACAGAACUGAAGAAUGUUAAGCAAGUGCAGCAGAUUAACCCAAUGGACCAGUGUCUGCAAGACGAUGACAUCCACGAGGCUCUAAAGAAUAUCAGCAUUCAUGUCACAAAGGGGCAGUUUCAAGGUCAGGAUGUUUCCAUCUGGGAUCUCCUUCAGUGCAAAUACCUAACAGAAGAGACAAGACAAGAAUUAAUAGGGGAUUACAGACUGACCAUUGAGGAAAUCAUAAAGACGGUCAUUCAGUCGGUUAAAGACACAGAAUCCAAGAGUGGCAGAUAUGAGUUGCGUGAUGAAGUGUUCAACGUGUUACAGACCGUGAAGACUGAAGUGCCGGUUGGUGAAUUUAAAGGUCAGAAAUAUUCCGCAUGGGAACUUCUGAACUCAAAAUACUUUUCUGAAGAUAAAAAGAAAGAACUACUUGAAAAGUUUAAUCUAGGAACAUUAAACAUCCAUGAACUGAUUCAAAUAAUCACUAAAAUAAUAGAGGAAACUGAUGAAAAGACUAAAAAGUUAAAGUUUAAAGGACUGAGAAGGCAAGUGACGGCCACUGAACUGCUCACCUCAGAGAUCAUUGACCAAGACACCCUACGAGAGCUAGCUCAGGGAAGGAAAACUGUGGAGGAGGUGACUAAAAUGGAUACAGUGAAAAGAUACCUUGAAGGAGAAAGUUGCAUUGCAGGAAUUCUUGUUCCAUCUAUAAAGGUACCCUCACAGAAAGACAAAAUGAGCAUCUAUAAUGCUAUGCAGAAAAACAUCUUGAGACCAGGAACCGCUUUGGUACUUCUAGAAGCUCAGGCAGCCACUGGAUUUGUCAUUGACCCAAUAAAUAAUGCAAAACUUUCUGUAGAUGAAGCAGUAGCUGCUGGGGUUAUUGGGAAAGAACUUCAUGGAAAGCUCCUUUCUGCAGAACGGGCAGUAACUGGUUAUAAGGACCCUUAUACUGGUGACAAGCUCUCACUCUUCCAGGCCAUGCAGAAAGACCUGAUAGUAAAAGACCACGGCAUUCGUCUUCUUGAAGCCCAAAUUGCUACAGGUGGUAUCAUUGACCCCAUGCACAGCCACCGUGUUCCAGUGGAUGUCGCUUACAAACGAGGCUACUUUGAUGAAGAGAUGAACCAGAUCCUCUCUGAUCCUUCUGAUGACACCAAGGGAUUCUUUGAUCCAAAUACCCAUGAGAACCUAACAUACAUGCAGCUGCUCCAGAGAUGCAUUAAGGACUCAGAUACUGGACUUUACUUGCUAGAGGUUAAUAGGGGCAAGUCUACUCACUUCAAGGCAGAGACCAAUUUUGAAAGCAGAUUAAAGUCCCUCACUGUCCAUCUAAAGGUUGGCCAAUACCAAGGGCAGAAUGUAUCCCUCUGGGAACUUAUCAAUUCACAUUAUGUCUCAGAAGAGAAGAGACAGGAGCUGCUAAUGAAGUAUAAAACAGGUGUCAUCACUAUUAAUGAGCUGCAGAUAAUCUUAAUAAAUACAAUUGAAGAACUGGAAAGUAAAAAAACUGUGCAUUUGAAUGGAUCGGCCCACAAAGAGUUGGACCAGCAAACUGUACUGAGCUCUGAGUUUGUGCAGGUAACUAAAGGCAAGUUUAUGGGUCAAAAAAUCUCUGUCUGGGAGAUCCUGAACUCUGAAUAUAUUACAGAAGAGAAGAGAAAAGAGAUCAUACAGAAGUACAGCUCAGGGGCUUGGACACUAGAAGAAAUCAUUGGUAUCAUUAUACAAAUUAUUGAUGAUGUAGAAGAGAAUAGGGAGAAGCUAGAAGCAGCCCUUGAUAUUGUACCUGGAAAUGAACAUCUCCACAAAGCCUUAAGAUCCAUAAGAGUCAUUGUCCCAGCUGGUGAGAUUCAAACUAAGAAAUUGUCUCUAUGGGAAAUUCUCCACACUAAAUACAUCUCAUCAGAUAAAAGGAACGAUCAACUCAACAAGCACCAGGCCACAGUAGAGAAUUUAAAAACAAUUAUAAUGAAACUUAUUAAAGACAAAGAAGUGAAGGGUGAUGAGGGAUUGAAAGAAACACUUGAGCAGAAGUUUGUGGAUGUGAGUGUAGGUGAAUUUAAAGGACAACAAGUUUCCAUGUGGGUUUUGCUUUACUCAAAAUAUAUCUCUAAAGAGAAAAGAAAAGAACUUCUAGAAAAAUACAAAUCAGGAACAUUGACACUGGAAGAAAUGUUAAGUAUCAUUAUCACAAUUAUUGAGGAGAUUGAAGAGAAAAGUCACAAGUUAAAGUUCAAAGGCCUAAGGAGGCAGGUGACAGCCACUGAGCUAUUCCAAUCUGAAAUCAUUGACCAGAGUACAUUGAAUGAGUUGACUCAAGGCAGUCGGACAGUGGAACAAGUGACUCAGAUGGACUCAGUGAGGCGCUAUCUUGAGGGUACUAGCCCUAUAGCUGGUGUAUUUGUUACUUCUAAGAAAGAAGGCUCACAAAGAGAGAAAAUGACCAUUUAUGAUGCCAUGUUUAGAAGAAUAUUGAGGCCAGGGACAGCACUGGUUCUCCUUGAAGCACAAGCAGCUACUGGAUUUGUGGUUGACCCUAUACAGAAUAGAAAACUUUCUGUGGAGGAAGCUCAAAAUGCCAGACUUAUUGGCCCUGAGAUUUAUGAUAAACUUCUGUCUGCAGAAAGAGGAGUGACUGGCUACACUGACCCCUACACUGGAAAAAAAAUCUCCCUCUUUCAAGCCAUGAAGAAAGAGCUGAUUGUGAAAGACCAUGGCAUCCGUCUCCUGGAAGCACAGAUUGCCACUGGUGGUAUCAUCGACCCUGUGCACAGUCACCGAGUCCCUGUAGAGGUGGCCUACAAGCGAGGCUACUUUGAUGAAGAAAUGAAUAGAAUCCUUUCUGACCCCAGUGAUGACACAAAAGGUUUCUUUGAUCCCAAUACUCAUGAGAAUCUCACUUACAUGCAGCUGCUCCAGAGAUGUGUUGAGGACUCAGACACGGGAAUGUUACUGUUGGAUGUUAGAGACACCAAAGACUCUCUUGUACGAACUGACUACACAACUACACUGCAGUCUAAAACUGUUCAUAUUCAAUCUGGUGAAUACCAGGGCAAGAAUUUGUCUGUUUGGGAACUUCUCAGUUCUAAAUAUAUUUCAGCUGAGAAAAGAGAGGAGCUCUUAAGGAAAUACAGAUCGGGAAUCUUGUCCACUGAAGUACUCGUAACUAUUAUUAUUACCAUCAUUAAUGAGACAGAGCCAAGUGUGCCAUUAAAAGAUUCAACCCACAGUAAUAAGGAAGGUGAUCAAAUUAAGAUAUUAUUCCAAUCAGAAAAAGUAUCCAUGUCAGUUGGGGAUUUCAAAGGACAGAGUGUUUCACUGUGGGAACUUCUUAACUCUCAUUAUAUCUCAGAUGGAAAGAGGAAGGAGUUAUUAGAAAAAGUGAAAGCAAGGACUUUGACUCUCCAAGAAACUCUUACAAUUAUAAUCAAUAUUAUCCAAGAAACUGAGCUAAACAGAAGUAUUACGGUGCAACUACUCCCACAGGUGUCAGUUGAACGAGGUCUGAAAUCAGAUCCUGCAGUUCAUGCUGAUGAAAUCCAGAAAUCACUUCAGAGUAUCAAUGUUCAUGUCAAUGCCGGAGAAUUUCAAGGUAAAGAUGUUUCUGUCUGGGACCUACUUCACUCACAAUAUAUUAGUGAGGAGGUGAGAAAGGAACUGAUUUGUAAUUAUGAGUUGACUGUUCAAGACAUGAUAGCAAUUGUUGUUCAACUAGUGGAACAGAAGAGCAGCAAAUCACCUUUAUAUGCAGAAUACAACUUGACUGAGGAAGCACUCAAUGUUCUACAGACAGAGACAAUGGAAAUCUCUAUAGGAGAAUUUAAGGGCCAGAAGCAUUCUCUGUGGCAACUACUCACAUCUAAAUACUUAUCUGAAGACAAAAAGAAAGAACUACUUAAGCAGUUUAAUCAGGGGACUGUUAGCGUGCAUCAACUGAUCCAAACAAUCAUCACAAUUAUUGAAGAAAUUGAACAAAAGUGUAACAAGCUGAAGUUCAAAGGACUGAGAAGGCAAGUGACGGCCACUGAACUGCUCACCUCAGAGAUCAUUGACCAAGACACCCUACGAGACCUAGCUCAGGGAAGGAAAACUGUGGAAGAGGUGACUAAAAUGGAUACCGUGAAAAGAUACCUUGAAGGAGAAAGUUGCAUUGCUGGGAUUCUUGUGCCGUCUAUAAAGGAAUCCUCAAAGAAAGACAAAAUGAGCAUCUAUAAUGCUAUGCAGAAAAACAUCCUGAGACCAGGAACUGCUCUGGUACUUCUAGAAGCUCAGGCAGCCACUGGAUUUGUCAUUGAUCCAAUAAAUAAUGCAAAACUUUCUGUAGAUGAAGCAGUAGCUGCUGGGGUUAUUGGGAAAGAACUUCAUGGAAAGCUCCUUUCUGCAGAACGGGCAGUAACUGGUUAUAAGGACCCUUAUACUGGUGACAAGCUCUCACUCUUCCAGGCCAUGCAGAAAGACCUUAUAGUAAAAGACCACGGCAUCCGUCUUCUUGAAGCCCAAAUUGCUACAGGUGGUAUCAUUGACCCACUGCACAGCCACCGUGUUCCAGUGGACGUUGCUUACAAACGAGGCUACUUUGAUGAAAAGAUGAACCAGAUCCUCUCUGAUCCUUCUGAUGACACCAAGGGAUUCUUUGAUCCAAAUACCCAUGAGAACCUAACUUACAUGCAGCUGCUCCAGAGAUGCAUUAAGGACUCAGAUACUGGACUUUACUUGCUAGAGGUUAAUAGGGGCAAGUCUACUCACUUCAAGGCAGAGACCAAUUUUGAAAGCAGAUUAAAGUCCCUCACUGUCCAUCUAAAGGUUGGCCAAUACCAAGGGCAGAAUGUUUCACUCUGGGAACUUAUCAAUUCACAUUAUCUCUCAGAAGAGAAGAGACAGGAGCUGCUAAUGAAGUAUAAAACAGGUCUCAUCACUAUUAAUGAGCUGCAGAUAAUCAUAAUAAAUACAAUUGAAGAACUGGAAAGUAAUAAAAUUGUGCAUUUGAAUGGAUCGGCCCACAAAGAGUUGGACCAGCAAACUGUACUGAGCUCUAAAUUUGUGCAGGUAACUAAAGGCAAGUUUAUGGGUCAAAAGAUCUCUGUCUGGGAGAUCCUGAACUCUGAAUAUAUUACAGAAGAGAAGAGGCAAGACAUCUUACAGAAGUACAGCUCAGGGGCUUGGACACUAGAAGAAAUCAUUGGUAUCAUUAUGCAUAUUAUUACUGAGGUAGAAGAGAAUAGGGAAAAAAUUGAGGCAAAGGAGACAAAAAGCCCAUCCGUUUAUCCCAAUUUGACCCAAGAUAAAAUUGAGCAACUCCACAAAGCUCUGGAUGUCAUUACAGUUUUUGUCCCAGCUGGUGAGUUUCAGAAAGAGAAAGUGUCUCUAUGGGAAAUUCUGCACUCAAAGUACAUCUCAUCAGAUAAAAGGAACGAUCAACUCAACAAGCACCAGGCCACAGUAGAGACAUUAAAGGGAGAUAUAAUGAAACUAAUUAAAGACAAAGAAGUGAAGGGUGAUGAGGGAGUGAAACAAACACUUGAGCAGAAGUUUGUGGAUGUAAGUGUAGGUGAAUUUAAAGGACAACAAGUUUCCAUGUGGGUUCUGCUUUACUCAAAAUAUAUCUCUGAAGAGAAGAGAAAAGAACUUCUAGAAAAAUACAAAUCAGGAACAUUGACACUGGAAGAAAUGUUAAGGAUCAUUACCACAAUUAUUGAGGAGAUUGAAGAGAAAAGUCAAAAGUUAAAAUUCAAAGGCCUAAGGAGGCAGGUGACAGCCACUGAGCUAUUCCAAUCUGAAAUCAUUGACCAGAGUACAUUGAAUGAGUUGACUCAAGGCAGUCGGACAGUGGAACAAGUUACUCAGAUGGACUCAGUGAAGCGCUAUCUUGAGGGGACUAGCCCUAUAGCUGGUGUAUUUGUUACUUCUAAGAAAGAAGGCUCACAAAGAGAGAAAAUGACCAUUUAUGAUGCCAUGUUUAGAAGAAUACUGAGGCCAGGGACAGCACUGGUUCUACUUGAAGCACAAGCAGCUACUGGAUUUGUGGUUGACCCUAUACAGAAUAGAAAACUUUCUGUGGAGGAAGCUCAAAAUGCCAGACUUAUUGGCCCUGAGAUUUAUGAUAAACUUCUGUCUGCAGAAAGAGGAGUGACCGGCUACACUGACCCCUACACUGGAAAUAAAGUCUCCCUCUUUCAAGCCAUGAAGAAAGAGCUGAUUGUGAAAUACCAUGGCAUCCGUCUCCUGGAAGCACAGAUUGCCACUGGUGGUAUCAUCGACCCUGUGCACAGUCACCGAGUCCCGGUAGAGGUGGCCUACAAGCGAGGCUACUUUGAUGAAGAAAUGAAUAGAAUCCUUUCUGACCCCAGUGAUGACACAAAAGGUUUCUUUGAUCCCAAUACUCAUGAGAAUCUCACUUACAUGCAGCUGCUCCAGAGAUGUGUUGAAGACCCAGACACGGGAAUGUUCAUGUUGGAUGUGAGAGACACCAAAGCCUCUCUUGUAUGAACUCACUACACAACUACACUGCAGUCUAAAACUGUUCAUAUUCAAUUAGGUGAAUUCCAAGGCAAGAACAUGUCUGUCUGGCAACUUUUGCAUUCUCAUUAUAUUUUAAAGGAAAAACGAGAGGAACUUUUAAAAAAAUACUCAUCAGGAAGUUCAUCAAUUACAGAUCUAGCAACUCUUAUUAUCACAAUCAUCUCUGAAACAGAGCAAGCAAAAGCUGCAGUCGUAACAAAAGAAGAUCCGAAAAUCCAAACAACUCUAAAAUCUGUAACAAUUGACAUCUCCGUGGGGGGUUUCCAGAAAAAAUCACUGGUGAUAUGAGAUCUUUUAAAUUCAGAUUACUUUUCUGAGAGUGAAAUAAAUGAUCUAUUAGAGAAGCUCCGUGCUGGGACAUUGACUUUAGAAGAAAUUAUCAAAUUUAUUGUCACUGUAGUUACAGAGAAAGAAACAAAAACCCUAAAAAGUGUCACCACAACAACUCAAGUUACAAGGAAGGAGAUAAAACAGAAAUCUAUUAACCUUAGUGAGUGGCCACCGGAAGAUCAACUUCAGAAAGCUUUGGAGGCUAUUCCAUAUGAAGUGUCCAGACAACAAACUGAAGGGGAGAAACAAGACAGUGUGUCCAUUUGGGGCUUUUUGCAAAGUGAGAAACUGCCUGAUGACAAAAGCAAAGAACUGUUGCAGAGGUGCAAAAACACAGUACAAGAGGUUCUGAUUGGCUGCAUCAAACUCAUCCAGAGAAGUGGAGAGGGACAGUUUUCAGCCGAGACUUCUUCUGUUGAUGAGCAAACACAGAAGUUAUUACAGAAUAUAACUCAAAUUUCUGUUGGUGAAUUUAAAGGUCAGAAGAUAUCACUGUGGAACCUUCUUCUCGCCAAAUACAUAUCAUCUAAGAAAAGAAAGAUUAAUGGCAUAUCUUACCUGGUCUUCUUCUAUCCAAGAUAUUAUAAGAAUGAUCACCACCAUUAUAGAGGAGACUGAAGAGAGAUCUAGUAAGUUUAUUUUCAAGGGGCUCAGACAACAGGUUAGAGCUGCAGAAUUGCUAAACUCUGACAUUAUUGACCAGAAGACCCUUGAUGAUCUCUCCAAAUGAAGCAAGACCCUGGAGGAGAUAACUCAAAUAGACUCCGUGAAAAGAUAUUUGGAAGGAACAAGCUGCAUUGCCAGAGUGUUUGUCCCCUCAAAAAAUCCUUCUUCUAAGAUGGAAACAAUGAGCAUAUACCAAGCCACGCGGAAACAUAUUUUAAGACCAGGCACUGCCUUGGUGCUUUUAGAAGCUCAAGCUGCAACUUGCUUUAUCAUUGACCCAAUUAACAACAGAAAAUUGUCAGAAGAUGAAGCCAUUUCUUCUGGGGUGGUUGGAAAAGAGCUUCAUGCAAAACUCCUAUCUACAGAACGUGCAGUUACUGGUUACAAAGAUCCCUACACUGGUGAAAAGAUUUCUCUCUUCCAUGCCAUGAAGAAGGAUCUAAUAGUCUACGACCAUGGCAUCCGUCUUCUAGAAGCACAGAUUGCCUCCUCUUUCUUACCCCCUCUUACCUGCACGCUCUUUCUUCUCUCUUCAUCUUCCUUCAAAUAUUGUUUGUUUAUCUUGAACCUGGAAAACUCAAUAAAAAAGUUAAAUAUUAAAAAAGAAAAAGAGAAACACAAUUUCCUGAAGUCUGUGGAGAUUGACGUAAGUGCCGGCCAUCUCAAAGGCCAAAAAAGUUCCCUUUGGCAGCUUCUUAAUUCUUCAUAAAUCACAGGCAAGAAAAGAAAUGAACUGCUUACUAAGUAUGAAAGUGGAGCUCUAACUCUUGUGCAGCUCAAGCAGUCAAUCAUAGCCAUCAUGGUGGAAGCAGAGAAAACUGUCAUAAACAGUUCAGAUGAAACUUGUGUAAGAGAAUCAGGAAAGACAGGUGAUGAUUCCCCAUCAGGACCAAUAAUUCAGUCCCUGUCCCAUUUCUCUACCUUCCUUUCCACUGAUGAAUUCAAAGGUCCCAGUGUUUCUCUGUGGGAUAUACUUAACUCAAAGGCCA